CCUUUUCUUGCGUCGAGUUAUCGGCAAUCCCCAAAAACCGAAAGUUCCUCCUUCCUUCCUUAUCGGUAUUUGUUUAUCUAUUUAUGCAACUGCCUAAUUCUUCUCAUUUCUAAUGGCUCGUUCCAUCGCUCAAGCCCUAAAUCUGAUCCGAGCCACCACCGUCGCCGCCUCAUCUACCACCCGAAAUGCUCUUCUCCUCGUACCUUCUAGGACCGAGUCCACUCAGGCCGAAAGGAACACCGGAUCUGACACCCCGGAGGCGGAGGCCGAGGCGCUGGCGGUGCAGAGGAUCGAGGAUGCCAUUCACCGAAUCAUAGUACGGCGAUCGGCUCCCGAUUGGCUUCCGUUCCGUCCUGGUGCAUCCUACUGGGUCCCACCUCGACGUAGCUCCUACGGUGUUGCCGAUCUCGUUCACAAGCUCGCUAAUACGCUCACGGAAGAGGAAAUUAUGUCUCUCGCUACGUUCCGUGGCUGGCCUUCCUCUAACUUCUAUCUUGUUAAUGAGAAGAGUAAUAUGUCCAAAAAAGAAAUCCAGGCGGAGGACGAGGAAGUUUAACUGCAAGCUUGAGCAUGAAUUGGGAAAGCAACUGCUUCUCUACUGCUGUUGUUAAGGUUUACAAAUUUCUGUAAGUAAUGUAGCUGAACAGAGCAUUGAGGAAGCAUUUCCAAGCUGGAAUAUGUACAUACAAGCUUCCGGUCAUAUUUCUUUUAUACUAGGAGAGUAGUAUCUCAUCUAAUGUACAGUGUAGGUUUAUUUAUUUUGCACUAAUCCAAAUUUCCUGGUUUAGGUAAUGGGUAUUUCUGAAUAUAAGCUAGCUUUUUGCUAUGUUUCCGUUUUCCAGGUCACACCUUAAUCUCAUUAGAAAGCGGAAUUGGAUAUGCCCUAAUUAAUGUAAUGUUGUCAUAUCAGCUCUUGUAAAUACUUGAAAUAAAUUUUGGUUGUCCUUUAUUUGCUUAUUCUA
Molecule: messenger RNA, 962 nt
Organism: Solanum dulcamara
Lineage: Eukaryota; Viridiplantae; Streptophyta; Magnoliopsida; Solanales; Solanaceae
Exons: 3
Coding region: 113-556 (147 amino acids)
Source: RefSeq, a predicted model, not a curated record